Messenger RNA from Tribolium madens (black flour beetle), 3745 nucleotides. RefSeq names its product protein transport protein Sec24C. The coding region runs from base 136 to 3456 and encodes 1106 amino acids. The record is from RefSeq and is a predicted model, not a curated record. Gene Ontology annotation, molecular function: zinc ion binding; SNARE binding. Gene Ontology annotation, cellular component: COPII vesicle coat; endoplasmic reticulum exit site. Gene Ontology annotation, biological process: intracellular protein transport; endoplasmic reticulum to Golgi vesicle-mediated transport; COPII-coated vesicle cargo loading. The transcript has 11 exons. Lineage: Eukaryota; Metazoa; Arthropoda; Insecta; Coleoptera; Tenebrionidae.
GCGUAGUUUAACCUUACGUGGCAAGUUGCUAGUUGAGGGUUAGAGAAAUGUCGUUUAUUUAUUAAUUUUUCAAGUAUUUUGUUGAACUAUUUAGUGUACGUGCUAAUUUUUUGCUUUCUGGAUUAAAAAGGAAUAAUGAACCGUCAAUACCCUCCACAGCAGCAGUUUGGGUUGCCCCCUCAAGAUAUGUUACCCCCAGGUCCUCCACCUCCACAAGGAGCUUUUCAGAAUGUUAAUUUGGGCCCUCAAAAACCAGGUCCUCCACAACCUUACAUUCCUCAAAACCCUCAAAUGUUCCCACCUGGACAAAUGCCUCCAAAUCGGAGGCCUCUGCCCCCGACCCAACUACCCCCUAGUUUAGAACAAGAGAAUAUAAUGCCUAAACCUGGAGGAGUUCAAAAUGGACCCCAGUUUCAAAAUGGACCAGGAUAUGGGUCACUGGCGUCACCUCCUCUACCCCCACAUGGCCCCCCAAAUUCGAUAAAUAAACAACACCCUCAACCCCCACUUCCAGGCCAACCUUUCACUCAACCCCCAAAUCAACCACCCAUCAACCCAGCCCAACCUUUUACUCAAUCACCUCCAAAUCCCAUGUUGGCUCAACCCCCACCCAAUCACUUCAAUCAACCCCCACCGCAAUUCGCCCAACUUCCAACAAUGCCCGGUUUAAAUCAACCUCCUGGUCCCAACCAAAUGGCCAAUCAGAUGCAAGGGCCCGGUUUAAAUCAACCUCCUCCCAACCAACUGGCCAAUCAAAUGCAAGGGCCCGGUUUAAAUCAACCUCCUCCCAACCAACUGGCCAAUCAGAUACAAGGGCCCGGUUUAAAUCAACCUCCUCCCAACCAACUGGCCAAUCAGAUGCAAGGGCCCGGUUUAAAUCAACCUCCCGGUCCCAACCAACUGGCCAAUCAGAUGCAAGGGAUGAGUUUGGGUGGUCCUAGACCAUAUCCUCCGCCAAUGAAACGCGCAACGAAUGGGGAUGGGGGGCCCCACAUGCCGCCCCCGUUAACUCAACAACAAUACAUGAAUGGACAACAAAUGCGGCCACAACAAGGGUUCGGCCAACAGCCCCCUGUUCCAGGGGCGUAUCCGCAACCUGCGUAUCAACAACCCCAACAAGCCAAGCGACUUGAUCCCGAUCAAAUGCCGAGUCCUAUUCAAGUAACUCAAGAUGAUCAGCAAAACCGGUCGGGGAUUUUUUGCACCAACCAGAAAGGGCUUGUGCCCCCUUUAGUAACCACGAAUUUUAUUGUUCAAGAUCAAGGGAAUUCGAGUCCUCGAUUUAUACGAUCUAGCAUGUAUAAUGUACCAGUUUCACAGGACAUAAUGAAACAAACUGCAGUUCCAUUCAGUUUGGUUAUUAGUCCCAUGGCAAGGACCGUGGACCAGGAAUACCCCCCACCAAUUGUCAAUUUCGGGGAUUUAGGCCCAGUCCGGUGUAUCAGAUGCAAGGCCUAUAUGUGUCCUUUUAUGCAAUUUAUCGAUUCUGGAAGACGAUUCCAGUGCCUUUUUUGUAAAGCCACAACCGAUGUCCCUCAAGAAUAUUUCCAACAUCUGGACCACACCGGUCAACGAUUGGACCGUUUCGAACGUCCAGAACUCGUCUUGGGCACUUACGAAUUUGUCGCAACUCCCGAAUAUUGUCGUAAUAACACUUUACCCAAACCUCCGGCCAUGAUUUUCGUCAUUGACGUCUCUUAUAAUAACAUAAAAUCAGGUUUAGUCCAUUUACUGUGCUCCCAAAUUAAGGACAUUAUCAAGAAUUUACCCGUCGAUCAAGGACAGGAAAAAAGCAGUAUGCGCGUCGGGUUCAUCACUUACAACAGUUCGGUCCAUUUUUACAACAUUAAGGGAAAUUUAGCCGCCCCUCAGAUGCUGAUCGUUGGCGACAUCCAAGAAAUGUUUAUGCCGCUUUUAGACGGGUUUCUUUGCACUCCGGAGGAGUCCGGGCCUGUUAUCGAUGCGUUGAUGCAGCAAAUUCCAGCGAUGUUUGGUGAUACGAGAGAAACUGAAACUAUUUUACUACCGGCGAUUCUAGCAGGACUUGAGGCUUUAAAAGCGUCCGAAUGUGCGGGAAAAUUGCUCGUUUUUCACUCGAGUUUGCCAACAGCUGAAGGUCCGGGAAAAUUGAAAAAUCGCGACGACCGAAAACUACUAGGAACUGAUAAGGAACGAACGGUUUUGACACCACAAACACAAGCCUAUAAUCAGUUAGGGCAAGAUUGUGUCGCAGCCGGCUGUUCGGUCGAUCUUUUCAUUUUUAAUAAUGCUUAUAUCGAUAUUCCUACCAUCAGUCAAGUGUCGCGGUUGACAGGGGGCGAAGUCCACAAAUAUACAUACUUCCAGGCCGAUAUCGAUGGUGAGAGACUAAUAAAAGAUAUCAUAAUGAAUAUCAGUAGACCAAUCGCAUUCGACGCCAUUAUGAGAGUACGGACGUCAACUGGCGUCAGACCCACAGAUUUUUACGGUCAUUUUUACAUGUCGAACACCACAGACAUGGAACUGGCAGCCAUUGAUUGUGACAAGGCCGUGGCCGUUGAGGUGAAGCACGACGACAAGUUGUCCGAGGAGGAGGGCGUGUACAUCCAGGCGGCGUUGUUGUAUACGUCAUGUUCGGGUCAGCGCCGCCUGCGCGUGAUGAAUCUUUCGUUGAAAACUUGCUCCCAAAUGUCGGAUCUUUACCGAAAUUGCGAUUGCGAUACUAUAAUCAAUUAUCUUUCAAAACAAGCGACUUAUAAACUAUAUGAACAUAAUCCGAAAGCUGUCAAAGAUAGUAUAGUGACUCGUGCGGCGCAAAUUCUCGCCACUUAUAGGAAAAACUGUGCGAGUCCUAGUAGUGCAGGUCAACUAAUCUUGCCCGAAUGUAUGAAAUUAUUGCCGUUGUAUGUGAAUUGUUUAUUGAAGAGUGAUGCUCUAUCUGGGGGGUCUGAUAUGACAAUUGAUGAUCGAGCUUAUGUUAUGCAAGAGGUUAUGAUCAUGGAUAUACCGACCAGUGUGAAUUAUUUCUAUCCGAGGUUGGUACCAUUGAUUGAUUUAGAUCCAACUCAGGAUCCUGUAGAGAUUCCUGCGCCGAUUAGGUGUACGUUUGAUAAAAUGAACGAACAAGGAGUUUAUAUUUUGGAAAAUGGAAUUCAUAUGUUUUUGUGGAUUGGGUUAGAAACGAAUCCUGAUUUUAUCCAAAAAGUUUUCGGAGUCCCGUCUGCGAUUCAAGUCGAUGUUGAAAAAGUUGCUCUGCCUGAGUUAGAUAAUUCUUUAUCGGUUGCCGUGAGGAAUAUUAUUGAAGAAAUCAGGACACAGAGACAUAAAUGCAUGAGGUUAACUAUUGUUCGACAAAGGGAGAAGUUGGAGCCCGUUUUUAAACAUUUCUUAGCUGAGGAUCGUGGAACAGAUGGAUCUCCCAGUUACGUCGAUUUUUUAAUACACAUGCACAAAGAAAUUCGGUCGUUACUAAGCUAGCAAUCAAGAUGAAUAUUUGGUUGGUUAAUGGAAUCGUACUCAAUAUAUUUUCAUCAUUUAUUUACUUCAAGUAUAUUUUUAUUAUAUGGUUAACAUUUUAAGACAAACUGGAGAGGAAAUUUGAGAUUCUUGUACCGGAAAACAUAAAUUUAAUAAAGUUCCCACCUGUUAUUGUAGAUUGUUAUAUUUUUACUGUAUGUCAAUGUUACUGAACUAUCAUUUUGUAUUUAUUGGUGCCCCUUUGAGACCUUGUAUCAUACAAAUAACUAAUAAAGUAGCUGUAAGAAAA